AUGGAAUUGAAUGUGAAGCAAAGUGGGAUUGUUGAUCGCCUUGUAUUCUCCACAAAUUUCAAGAUCAGGAACAGAUGCUUGAGGCGAACUGUGGAGCGGUAUCUUCGAGAUGAUCUAUCAUGUGGACUUCACAGUUGUGAACCUUGUUCACCUUUAGGAAACAACACGUUGGGAAGGAAACCAAAUAAGGACGAGAACACGCUUAUCAAAAGUAAUCAUGCUGUUAUCGUGGACUCUGAAGUUUUCAUGCGUUUUAUCGACAUAUUCGACUCUAAUUUGUUUCAGAAUGUUAUUAUAACGCAAAAUGUGUGGGAAUUUGUCAAGCAGAAAUCCAUCAAUGCUUAUAAGAAGCUGAACAAAUUUGUUUACGAAGACAAGGAUCCACGGUUUUCGGUAUUCAUGAGCGAGUUCCAUCACAAGACCUUUGUGCGUCCUGAGCCAGGCCUCAGUGAUAGUUUACGGCGUGAAAAAGUUCUUUAUGUCUGUGCGGAUUAUCUAAAUAAGCAUUGGGCUAAACGCGACAUAAUUCCUAUCAUUUUAUGCGCUGAAGACGAUGUACUGACAAGGCUAAAGGAUAAUUAUGAGUACUCGUAUACUGUGAAAGAUUAUGUUCAAGGUAUGCAAAGUGAAAAGAAACGAGAUUUACUCGAUGCUAUGGCCGCUUAUGAUUCGUCGAGCUCGGGUGGUAAAAUCAUAUAUGAGAAUUAUUUGUCUCACGAUGAGAUUACCAAAGGCAUUGCUCAUGGAACCAUCAAAAAAGGGACAUUUUCUGUAUCUCGAGAGAAUUAUCGUGAGGCGUUUGUCCUGGUGGAUUCUAGUACGAUGACGUCCUGGUUCAUCCAUGGAUUGGACAGCAAUAGAGCAAUUGAUGAAAGUUCGACUACGUGUGAUGUGGAAGAUCUGGAAAUGAAGGCUGAUGACGAAACUGAAGCAGAUGACUCUGAAGAGGCACCGAAAGUUAAGCGGGCCAAGCUGACACCUGUACCUACAGCUAAGGCUGAUAUUCUUGAAAAUCAACGCAUUGUGGUGAGUAUCGACCAAUGGCCGCGAGAUAGCAGAUAUCCACUUGGACACUAUGUGCGAGCUCUUGGAAAAAUUGGAGAUCGCGAGAUUGAGAACGAAGUGCUUCUUCUUGAGCAUGACAUCCCUCAUGCUCCCUUCUCCGAUGGUGUGCUAGAAUGUUUGCCUAGUGAAGAUUGGAAGCCGGAUUUGAAGCCACCUAGAAUUGAUCUACGUCAUCUAACAAUCUGCUCGGUUGAUCCACUCGGAUGCACUGAUAUUGAUGAUGCACUCAUGUCGACCGUUUGGCACUGGUCUCUUUGGGAGAGAACUGGAAUGAUUUCAUGGCUCCUAUCAGAUCCUUUCACCAUAAAUAGGAUUCGUCAACAUUCUAAAAGAUAUGCGUUCUCCGUUAUUUGGACCAUGACAAGCGAUGCAGAAAUUCUGGAUACCAAAUACCACAAGUCCUUGAUAUGUUCAAAGGCAGCGCUCACUUACGAAAAAGCGCAGGAAUUCAUUGAUGAUCCUAAUUUGAACGAUGACGUCACUAUCGGUUUACGUGGCUUGAUGAAGCUGUCCAAAGUUUUGAAUAAGAGAAGAACGGCCAAUGGAGCACUUACCCUUGCGUCUUCAGAGGUGCGAUUCGACAUGGAUUGGGAGACACGUACGCCGAAAUCAGUUCAGGAGAAGAAGCAUCUCGACACGCAUUCCAUGGUGGAAGAGUUCAUGCUGCUUGCCAAUAUAUCAGUUGCCGAAAAGAUCCUCGCUGAGUAUCCGGAUUGCGCAAUGUUGAGGCGACAUCCAGUGCCGACGGAGGCAAGCUACAAACCGCUAAUUGAGGUAACACAGUGUGUUAUCUUUUAA
This is a messenger RNA of Ostertagia ostertagi, 1863 nucleotides long. The record is from the annotation of a GenBank genome assembly. Lineage: Eukaryota; Metazoa; Nematoda; Chromadorea; Rhabditida; Trichostrongylidae.